AUGGCACCACCGACUCAGCUUAUAUCUUGCAGUAUUAUUGAAAAAGAUCUAAACGGAGACACUUUAUGGACAUGGACGUAUCCUUCGGUAACAGAUGAUCAGAAAACAAUUAUAACUCGCAAGUACAAUUUACAGUCAGAGCACUGCAGUACUCAGUCAUUUGUAUUUUCGCAUUACAAUAAUGAAUGGUUUUAUAUAAAUUCCAGCGAAGUUUUCGAUACUGAUAAAUUACCACGAGUGAAACAAUUUGCAUUAAUACUUUUCACAAAAGACUAUAACCCGCAAAAAUACGAAGUACUUUGCCGCGUAUUAAGUAAAAUGUACUGUAAAACUGGGAAUCCCGUAGAAAUACUUAAACUAUAUUUGUCUGUAUUCACCAAUGGAUCAUGCACAACCGAAGAAAACGGUAUUUACAAUUCCGAUGAUUACAAUCUUUCGCAUCUUAAUUCAGAUACAAAUAUCCGUGAUUUGAUAAAAACAUUCGAACUAGAAACAAUAUUAAUUUACAACGCGUUGUUGUUAAAAAAGCGCAUUGUUGUUUACCAUCACAGCUUGGAACAAUUGUUCAAGUGGAUCAGGACAUUUCCCGCGCUUAUGAAGCAUCGGGAUGUUACGGACAAUUUGAUACCGUGGAUCGAUCUAAAUGCAGAUGAAAUUCAGGAUUUAAAGAGCAACGCAUACUACAUUGCCGGCUGUCGCGAUAGUGCAGUAGCGCUAAAACCAGAACUUUAUGAUUUACUGGUAAAUAUACCAGCCCGUGAAAUAACGAUAGCGCCACAUGCUAAAGAAAGCUUUAUUAUGACAAAAACUCAUAAAGAAAUAGCGUUGUUUAUGAUUCAGCUUUGCGAAAAAACCUCCAGUGAAUUGCAGAUAACAAAUGAAAUAGCGGACAAAACUCAGGAUUUGUUGAACCAAUUAAAGAACAUCGCCACUGUCGAUGACAGUGGCAAAAAAAUAUUGACCGUGCAAACCAUUCGCAACCGCAUUGCGUGA
Cotesia congregata is the source of this 993-nucleotide messenger RNA. The record is from the annotation of a GenBank genome assembly. NCBI's taxonomy places the organism in Eukaryota, Metazoa, Arthropoda, Insecta, Hymenoptera, Braconidae.